Messenger RNA from Dendroctonus ponderosae (mountain pine beetle), 878 nucleotides. RefSeq lists its product as uncharacterized. The transcript is spliced from 3 exons. NCBI's taxonomy places the organism in Eukaryota, Metazoa, Arthropoda, Insecta, Coleoptera, Curculionidae. The record is from RefSeq and is a predicted model, not a curated record. Bases 18 to 851 code for a protein of 277 amino acids.
UGGAAGAGUUUCCAUAAAUGUGGCAAUUUACUUGGCGAUCCUCUCAGUGCAAUUUCCUCAUCAUGGACCAUCAAGUCAAAAUUGAAAGGUUACAAGAACUUAUUGCGGGCAGCAUUCCUGGAGAGUUGACUGAACAGAAAGUCACUACUCUGCUACCCCCGGGGGAGAAUUAUGGAAGCAUUAUAUACCAAGUGGAUUUUAAAAUGAAGAUAGAUGGUGAGAAAAAGAGCUACCAUGCAGUGGAAAAAUGUACCCCGCUCAAUAAAAUUACUCAAGAAUUCUUUAACACUCAAGAAACAUUCAGAGCGGAAAUUGGCUGGUACACCACCGUCAUACCCACUUUGAAGACCUUUGCUAGGGACCAAAGUUUCGGCAGGAAAAUAGAUUUUUUCCAGGAAUUUUAUGGAGGCAGAAUUAGUUUGGAUGCUAAAAGUGAUUUCGUGGAUAAACAUGGAGUGAUUUUGACCGAAAACUUGAAGCAAAGAGGUUUUCACAACAUUGAUCGUUAUGUGGGUUUUGAUGCGCCAACAACCUACUCUAUUCUGAAAAACCUUGCGACAUUUCACGCCCUUUCUAUGGCAAUUCGUGGGAAAAACCCUGUUCUAUAUGAAAAAAACUUGCAACGUUUCUGCACCAGGUUUGGUGCCAAUCGAGCCAAAGAAGUGUUCCAGAACUCCAUUUUAGAGCUAUUAAACAACCUCCCUGAAUUCGCAUCUCAUAUGGAUACAAUCAGGAAAGUUGUAAAAGAAUCCUGCCAAUUUGAAAAGAAAACAACUCGAGAACCGUGGGUAGCGAUCGUACAUCAGGACUUUUGGUGUAACAACAUUAUGAUUACUGGAGGAAAAUGUUAAAAAAAUAUAAUUUUGGAUCUACAAGUA